This is a messenger RNA of Aplysia californica (California sea hare), 3659 nucleotides long. RefSeq lists its product as uncharacterized. The transcript is spliced from 11 exons. Gene Ontology annotation, biological process: protein deglycosylation. Bases 268 to 2811 code for a protein of 847 amino acids. Lineage: Eukaryota; Metazoa; Mollusca; Gastropoda; Aplysiida; Aplysiidae. Gene Ontology annotation, cellular component: cytoplasm. Gene Ontology annotation, molecular function: mannosyl-glycoprotein endo-beta-N-acetylglucosaminidase activity. The record is from RefSeq and is a predicted model, not a curated record.
UUUCCCUUCUUGUCAUUUGUGACGACCAACUUCUGAUCAACACAAGUAACCGUCCAACACACAACUUCACAACACGUCGAAAGCGAAAGCAUCAACAUAGAUUUUCUCUAGGCCUACAGUAAAACAUACAUUGUCUUGAACUUUCAACCACCUUUGAUGACUCGGUGUCUAGAUCUAGAAUCUAGUAUCUAGACUAGAAUCUACAUCUAUACUCGGUAUUUUCUCCAUCAUGCAGAAAAGCUGAGUUCUCCAGUUUUAGCUGAAAUCAUGUCUGGAAGGUAUGAGAUUGAUGAAUGCGGCAACGCCGUGUUUGAACCUUUCGAUUCUCUGGCUGCCGUUUUGUCUUGGUCGUCGAGCCAAGAGUCAAAAAGCAGCUGUAGAUCUUCCCCAGUCAAGUUCCGUUCUCAACUUCGUAAAAGAACCGUGAAAGUUCAGUCAAUGAAGGUUACUGAAAAAGGCGGUCAGUCAACAGAGAAGCCUGCAUCGUCAAAUCUUGAGGCCCAAGUUCUUGUGUGUCAUGAUAUGUAUGGAGGAUACUUGAAUGACAGGUACACUUUUGGUGCUAAGGGUGCUCCAUCCUACAGAUUCUAUCACUGGCAUCUCAUUGAUACCUUUGUAUACUUCAGUCAUCGGUUUAUUACAGUUCCACCUCUUGGAUGGAUCUGUGCUGCUCAUAAAGAGGGUGUUACGGUUUUAGGUACUGUGAUCACAGAAUGGGAUGAUGGCGCAAAGAUUUGUCAAGAAUUGCUCAGCUCCAAGUCUUCUAUAGACAAGUUCACCACAAAGCUUGCUGAAAUUGCUGAUUUUUACAACUUUGAUGGUUGGCUCAUUAACAUUGAGAAUCCAAUACAGCCUGAUCAGGUCAGUGCCCUGCAAAGUUUUGUGUCUCAGCUGACAGAGAAAUGCCAUGCUGUUCUGGAGUCCCCAAAAGUGCUGUGGUAUGACAGCGUUAUCAACACGGGCGAGUUGAUUUGGCAGGAUGAGCUGAAUCCUAAAAAUGAAAUGUUCUUUGAUGUGUGUGAUGGCAUCUUUUUGAAUUAUUUGAUGACGGAAGAGAAGUUGCAGAGAUCAAAAAGUUUGGCCUGCAAAAAAGGCCGCCAAUUUGAUGUUUAUGCAGGCAUCGAUGUGUUUGGGAGAGGGACCCCUUGUGGAGGAGGAUUUAAUUGUCAAGAGGAUCUUGCUCUGAUCAUGUCUCAAGGCCUGUCAUGUGCAAUUUUCGCUCAAGGCUGGGUCUUUGAACAUUUGGGACCAGAGAGUUUUGAUUCUAAUGAAAUUAUGUUUUGGGGUCUGUUGAGGAAACAUCUUGACCCAAAGCCUCUAACUGUGCCCUUUUCUUCUUCUUUCUGUCAAGGAUAUGGAAACAAAUUUUUCUUGAAUGGCCAGGUUAUUGACAGUUUUCCAUGGCAGGACUUGAGUCUGCAGCAGGUUCAGCCCAAUUUUACUCACAGCCAGUUUGUUAGGUAUACUAUCACUAAAGUUCCCGUGGCACAGACAAGCAAAAAUAAGACAGCAGAAAGCAAAGAUGGAAAAGUGGAAAGUGGAACCGAUGACUUUGAGAGGGGAGAGCCAGACCAAAAUGCCACUGGACCAGAAGCUACGAAAAGAUGCAGUACAGAUGAAGCAGAGAGCAUGUCUACAGCACAGAGUGCAGCUGUAAAAGACACAGUAGAUGAGGGGACAGCGGUGGAAAAAUUUUCUUGUGAAGUAUCUUCUGAAGUAUGGCACCCCAACCAGCCAAAAAUGGAGGUUGACCUGUCAGAUGCAUAUCAGGGAGGAUCUUGUCUGCGGUUGUCAAUUUCAAAUGUAGCUGAUACUGGUGCACAGGCUGUUGUUUUCCGAUUGUUUAAACUACAUGUAGAGGCUGCAACCUGCAAAAGUUUGAUGUUCUCUGUGAUAUGGAAAGUCCCAAGUGGUGCUGAACUUCCUUUUGGAUUUGUUGUUUCUGAAAAUUCAAAAGAUGGCAAUGCCAAGAGGGUCGUUGUUUGUACAGAACAGUUACUGUCAUCAUCUGUACAACAACGUUUAGCACGAGGCAUGAUUUCCGGCAUGAUUUCCGGAGAUGCUGGCGUAGAGUCGGGAACGGAAUUCCAUUAUGUAACUUGUGUAACUGAGGCUGCAGCUUGUGGUUGGAAGCAAAGUGCUUUUUCACUGGACUUGGACUUGCUGAGAAUGAGCGGUGUUCUGGUCUUUACUGAAAUGACCAUUGGGUUUCUUAUGGUUCCGUUCCUGUGUGAAAACCGUGCGACAUGCAGACAUCCUACUAGAGUAGUUCAGCUUGGGCAGAUUCAGGUUUCAGUUGACAUCUCUAAGGAAAGCAGAGAAGAUGAUCCCAAAAUUACUAGGGCUGCUCUAGUGAAAGCCAAAGUGAAUCACAAGUUGUGCUCUGCCAAAAUAAGUGACCUUGUGUGCCACCCUAGUUCCAGUCCUGUAGAUGGUGUUUCCAAAGUACACAGACCUGCUGAAGGGGCAAGCUUGGAACUGGAUUCUGAUGCUAUUGUCUCUUCAAGAGUGAUCCUGCCUGCUUACCUGGCAGAUGUUACCACCAGCUCAGUGGUUUUAUCAGAGCAAAGUAUUGAUCUUACAGAACCUGAAUCCAAGGAUAUAGAACCUUAUACUCUGUGCUUUUUACAGUGGGAGAUGCCGAGUGGACCUGUAGAUUAUUUCCUCAUAUAUAUUGUGGAUGAGGCAAGCAACUCUCAAAAUCUUCUGGGACACUCUGUGCUUAAUAGUUUUGUUUGGAAACCUUCCCCAGAGUUCAUGGGAGCAUCUCAGAAAUUUUUUAUACAUCCUAUUUUUACCAACACAAGUUGAUCUUGUCAGGCUCGAGUUCAUAUAGCGUCAUUUGAAUGUUUCUCAUGUACAAUAUCCUCUUAACAAUCAUUUAUGAACCUAAAACGAUAGUUUACUUUUCCCAUUCAUCCAUAUGUUCAUAAGCUUAGUCUUUUUUUUUAAUGUGAAGAGUUUCUUGACCAGCUGAGAAUGAUUUAUAUAUGGCUUUCAGUUAGAGCCUGAGGAAUUUGUGUGUCAAUGACAGGGGUGAAAUUUAUGUGGCAGCUUUAGACCUGUACACACAUACAUCCUGACUUUCAAAUGUAACGGUCUUGAGGCUAAAUUUAUAAGCAGAUUCAAAGCUAUAUUAACAAGUUACAGAACUGUAAAAGUUGGUUGGAGUUCAGGUUGCCAUAGUAAGUAGUGUCAGCCCUACAGGAUUCAAUUUGUAGUCCCUGCAAUGUUUAGUGUUUCUCAACUGAGUCAUUUUGUCAAUCUUCCCGAUUUUUUUUUGGGUAGACCGAAGAAUAUUUGUUAAUACAGUGGGUGUCGCAUGUAACGAGGUUGCCGGGACCGGCUUGUUGUCCUCUUUGGAUCCGACCUCUCGUUGAACAUGACAAAGGCUCAAGAAAAGAAAGGAGACAAGCUAUUAUAUUACAUGAUGUAUCAAUGCCAAUAAUUAAAACAGUUGUUCCCCCUGAUGACGAAAAUCUCAAGCAGCAUCAGUGUACGUGUGUUUGAGCUGUGUUUUAACUGUCAUUUCCGCACUUUUAAAUAUUUUUUGUCUGGAACACUUCUAGUGUGGAAACAUACUCACAUCUAGACCUAGAUCAACAUAAAGUAAAGGCGGGAGCUUGGAUUUUCUGAUCAGGGGACGAAAAGAAAAUCAA